Amoebophrya sp. A25 is the source of this 248-nucleotide messenger RNA. The record is from the annotation of a GenBank genome assembly. Lineage: Eukaryota; Dinophyceae; Syndiniales; Amoebophryaceae.
AUGCAGUCCUAUCUGCGAGACCGAUUGGAUGAGUUUCACCAAGACAGCAAUUUCCUCGAACCUCUGCGAACAGCGUCGCAGCACUGGGAGGACCCUCCACGACUCUGUGACUUUGCGCCUGAUCUAAUCCGUUCUAAAUCUGGAGAAAUCUUUGAGAACAGACGGCGAGGACUGUUCGUGCAAUUGCAACGGCUAUCUCUCUCUGGUCCGGGACUCGGUAGUGCUGCGCGCGCAGUAGUUGUACCGGG